Messenger RNA from Loxodonta africana (African savanna elephant), 1102 nucleotides. Its product is annotated as cadherin-1-like. Gene Ontology annotation, biological process: homophilic cell-cell adhesion; multicellular organism development; adherens junction organization. Gene Ontology annotation, molecular function: calcium ion binding; cadherin binding. Lineage: Eukaryota; Metazoa; Chordata; Mammalia; Proboscidea; Elephantidae. The coding region runs from base 1 to 807 and encodes 268 amino acids. The record is from RefSeq and is a predicted model, not a curated record. Gene Ontology annotation, cellular component: cytoplasm; catenin complex; plasma membrane. The transcript is spliced from 6 exons.
AUGGCCGGGCCAGCCUGCCUCCUGUUCUGCCUGUCUGCAGCCCAGCUUUUUGCCCACGUGGCCCCUUCAGAUGAGGCUCCUGAGAAGCCACAGGAGCUGGGGUUGAUGCUGAUGCCCUGGGAGGGCACGCUCCCUGACUCCCCCCUCAGUAUCAGGAGGCAGAAGAGAGACUGGGUGAUCCCUCCCAUCAGCUGCCCUGAGAAUGAAAGAGGCCCAUUUCCCAAGAACCUGGUUAAGGUCAAAUCCACCGAGAGAGAAGUCAAGGUUUUCUACAGCAUCGAUGGCCCUGGGGCUGACCAGCCUCCUCGCGGUGUGUUUAUUAUCCAGAGGGAGACAGGAUGGCUGCAGGUGACAGGGCCCCUGGACAGAGAAGAAAUCUCCCACUAUACUCUCUUCCUCCACGCCACAUCUUCCAACGGGAAUGCCAUUGAGGACCCAAUAGAGAUCGUGAUCACAGUAACAGACCAGAAUGACAACAGCCCCAAAUUCACCCAGGAGGUCUUUGAGGGGUCUGUGAUGGAAGGAGUUCUUGCGGGAACUUCCGUGCUACAAGUCACAGCCACCGACGCCGACGACAACCUGAACACCAACAACGCAGCCAUCGUUUACUCUAUCCUCAGCCAAAAGCCCUCUUUGCCUCGUGCCAAAACGUUCACCAUCAGUCGGGAUACAGGGGUCAUCACGGUGCUGGCUUCUGGGCUGGCCCGAGAGGUCAGGGGCUGGUGGACCCCGAGGGUGGUGUGGUCAAACAUACAUCUGUUCCUGCUGGGAAGGCACAGCCACCAGCCAAUCAGAACAGACACCUGAAUAAUCAGAGCAGACACAAACCCAUCAGAACAAACACUGACCCAUCAGAACAGAUACUCAACCAAUCAGAACAGGUACUAACCAAUCAGUAUAGGCACUGACCAGUCACAACUGACACUGGCCAAUCAGAACAGGUGCUGACCAAACAGAAUAGAAGCCCAAAUAGUCAGAACAGACACUGACCAAUCAGACCAAGCCCCGACCAAUUGAAACAGACACUGGCCAAUCAGAAUACACACUGACCAAUCAGAAUAGGUGCUGACAAUCAGAACACACACUGGCCAAUCAGAACAGA